Vanessa atalanta (red admiral) is the source of this 2768-nucleotide messenger RNA. RefSeq names its product leucine-rich repeat-containing G-protein coupled receptor 4 (gene ltl). Gene Ontology annotation, molecular function: protein binding. The transcript is spliced from 8 exons. Gene Ontology annotation, cellular component: extracellular matrix. The record is from RefSeq and is a predicted model, not a curated record. Bases 55 to 2019 code for a protein of 654 amino acids. Lineage: Eukaryota; Metazoa; Arthropoda; Insecta; Lepidoptera; Nymphalidae.
CGUGCGCGCAGCGGCACUCGGCAGUAGCGCGACCAGCCCCGACCGGCUCACACGAUGAUCGCGCUCGCGCUUGCUGCCGCCUUCCUGAGCGCGCUGGCCGGCCAGCUCGGCGCCGGUGCUAGCCUGCAUUGUGCCAUGAGGCGCGAGAUUUCCCCUUGUACUUGCCGACGCGAAGACGUUGGCACCGGUGCUAUCCUCGUUAUAUGUCAACGCAUCAACACCUACGAAGACAUCGCACGCGCCCUUACCAACAAGUUCAGCCCCGAAACAAAAAUCGGUCUCGACAUCUCCUACUCUCAGCUCCCAGAUUUCGCCGAUCACAGCUUCCGCGAGCUGGGUCUCUCCAUUACGAGGCUCAAACUCAACUUCGACAACUUAAGUGAACUGAAGGAGAGCGUCUUCACGAAGCUGGACUUGGUAGACUACUUCAGCUUGUCGGACAACUCUCUGAUGGAAAUGCCGCGACACGUGCUUCGACAUCUCCCACACGUCAAGACGCUCGACCUCUGCAGAAAUAAAAUCACCAAAUUGACUGAAGAAGAUUUCAAAGAUAUCCAAGAAGUAGAGCAUCUACUCGUGGCAGACAAUCAAAUAUCUAAAAUUGAAAGACACGCAGUACCGAAGGCUCUCAAACAUGUUCACUUAGGAAUUAAUAAAUUAAACACCUUGAAUGGAGCACUACGAGAUCUCGAUGAUUUAGAAUGGAUUUUCAUAAACGCCAAUCAUUUAAAAACAAUUGACAAUGAGCUACCAGUGAAAGCUAAGAAGAUUGCCCUUAUCCACGCUGCACAUAAUGAAUUACAAAGUCUACCGAAAGACUUAAGACAAAUGCCUUCUCUAGAAUCAUUAUACUUCUAUGACAAUAAUAUUAAAACACUGGAUGGCGCGUUGCAGAAGUCUAGAAAGCUAGUGAGAAUAGGUCUAUCUUUUAAUAAAAUAGAAACGUUGGCCGAAGAUGAGUUUUCGGAAACAGAAAUUUUAGCUGAUUUAGAUAUUGCUUAUAAUCAAUUAAGAUCUCUGAACGGUUCUUUAAGAAGUCUUAAAUCACUGCGCUACUUAAACUUAACUCAUAACAGCUUAACUGAAUUCUCUUUACAAGAAAUCAAAGGUCUGAAAAGAUUAUCUGUGAUAGAUCUUUCACACAAUAAAAUAAGUCGAAUUACAGGCAACAUGGAGAAUCUUGUUGAUGUUGAAACACGAGUGCUAGAGUUACGAUUAGACCACAACUAUAUCCUUAAUUUGGGUGGGGCGUUAAUGGGUCUACAUGGUCUUCUGCGUCUUAAUUUAAGCCACAACCAGAUACAACAAAUAUCACCGGAUGAUUUGAUCGGCUUAGAGGACUUGAGGUUACUUGACGUAUCUCACAAUCAUAUAACAUCAUUGGAAGAAACUUCAAAGACAUUUUUACCUUCUCUGGAGGAACUUAUUGCUCAUCAUAAUAAUAUAACUAUUCUGGAUAAAGAUUUUCAUGGACUGCCGUCACUUUGUAUCGCUGACCUGUCCUAUAAUAAGAUUCAAUCUGUGAAUUACGAAGUUGUUUCGAAGUCAAGAUGUACUAUCAAUGGAGUACCCAGUAUUUUGAAGAUUUAUCUUCAAGAUAACCCCGUGUUAUGCGAAGAGCGCUUAUAUGAGCUCGUAGCGAUACUGGAGAGCUUGAACACGCGCGUCAGUGGCGUGUCCACGUGUGUGGCCACUCAAACGUCGGCGCCUGUUCUUAUGAGGGCGCUCAAUGACAUCGUACCCGACACACCUGUCAUAGUUGUUACGCAUACGGGUGUGGGAAUGCUAGAAGGACGUGAAAUUCAACCAUCUCAGUUGGCAUAUCAACGCGUCGGUGCCUUGAUUGGGCACGUUUUACCAGAACGUGAGGGUGGUCUGCCAGUACUGGUGGAGCCGCCAGUUACGUUGCCUCCGGCCAGCACCAACGUAGUAGUGAAGUGGCCGGACGAACGAAGAGAGAAAUCUCAUCCCCUUGCAGAUCAUCUCCGCCUACGUGAUCUUAACUCCUCACCGCAGUGAAUGUGUUACAGCACCGGCGCCGCCGCUAAACGACGCCAUCGAACUGAGUGCUUCGCCUUAGAAAAUAUGCUGCCUUUGACUUACGAUAGGUCAGAGUGUGUUCUGAUUUGGUUGGAUGCUUGGAAUAUUCUCAUUGUAAACCUUCGUGAUGUAUAUAGGAGUUAUAGUUACCGAUGCAUCCAUAUUUCUUUAUAUUAUUCGAUAUCUUCUAACACGCCAAGCGAUGCACGUGCCAUACGAAACUACAUUUAUAAGCAUAGAGUAGAAACUGUUGUAUGUGUUUUGAUUACCGUCAUAGUAUGACGGUUUGAGUGAUUGUGUAUUCGGCGUAGACGCUGCGUAUUAGGACAAUUGUUUUUAAUGAAACAUUGGCAUAUCGAAGUUCAAUUAACACGUAGAAGUGUCGCACUCUUGGACUAUACUAAUAACACAAGUGUAUAAACCCUGAAUUUGUACCUAAAAUAAUUUAUGUAACGUAAUAUUAUUAAUUAUAAAUAUUAUAGGUGUUAGUGUAAUUUAUAUUGGCGAUUAACCUAACAUAGGAGCAAUAUGUUUACACCAGGGAGUAACAAAUAAAAUCUUUGUUAACCACGAAACAUAUUCAAUAAAUGUGCUUUAAAAACCUUCCCUUAUUAUUGUAUACAAAUAUUUCGAUUAGGUCUUUUCAUAACGAUCGCUCAGUUAGCUCAGAGAGGUCGAUGUACUUGUAGUUUUAUUCGCCAUUAUACGGAAAUAAAAUAAUGAUUGUA